AUGGCGGAGUCGAAGGACGUAGUUAUAAACGAAGACAAUUUAUGUUGUUCUAUUUGUUUAGAAGUGUAUGUUAAUACACGGGCAUUACCAUGUUUACAUUCAUUUUGUCGUCUGUGUUUAGUUAAUUAUGCUGAAAAGUUGAUCGGUAGUAAAAACAAAAGGAAAUGUGAGAUUUGUUCUCCUUUAUGUAGGAAAGAUGCGAAAUGUGAAAUCAAACAAUUUGAUAAUAAUGCCGACAAGUGGGUGGAGAGCUUACCUGUUAACUUUAUCCUAGUUUCGAUUUUGAGCAGCAAGAGAACAAAAAUGACGGACAAGGAAACUAACUGUGUGCCAUGUUUUCGGGAAGAGAUAAAAGUACCGGCAAGUCAUUAUUGUUACGAGUGCUCCGAAAAUGUAUGUGAAAGCUGUGUGAAACUACAUAAGAAAAUUAAAAGUCUGUCAAAUCAUAAACUUUGCAACCUUGGCGACGGAGAAUCGAAUCUUGCUCAAUUUGAUUUCUUAAAGUCACUCACAAAGUGUCCUGAGCACCAGGCGGAGGAGGUUCGAUAUAUCUGCAAGGACCAUGACCAGUUAUGUUGUAAUGAGUGUGCGAUAGUAAGACACCGGAAGUGUGACUAUAUGAUCUCUAUAGCAGACGAACUAUCCAAGUUAGAGAUUUCAGACCAGGAUUUAGAUUUCAGACUGGGUGAAAUUUUGGAUGGUUCCAAAAAGCUCACAGAAUAUGAAACAAAGCACCAGUCUACAGUAAAAGCUUCAAAGAAUCAAAUUAGAGUUAAGCUUGCAUCGCUUAAGAGAAAAAUAGAUGAAGCUUUCUGUAAAAUGGAGAAAACUAUUUUACAGGAUGCUGACGACAGAAGCGCAAACAUAAUGAAGAAAAGUAAAUCACAACUUGAAAGCAUUAAAACGCUUAGAGCUGAGGUUAAUCGGUCACGUGACAACCUUCGUAUUGUCCAUAACAAGGGGGAAAAGCUUCAUUUGUUCCUGGUUGAGAGGCACUUGAAAACAGAACUGAAACGACACGAAGACAAGCUUCAAAAUCUUCGAAGUGACUCAAGCGUGAAAAGUAUUACUUUGAUAGAUGACGUUUCUGAACAAGACUUGAUGAAAACAAUUGCUUCCUGUUCUCAUCUUGAAGAGCUUACAUCUAGCGCUGGAGUACCCUCAAGUACAGAAAUGUGCGACAUCACUCUGACCGGAGAGCCAGUAUUAAUUAGCGAGAUGAAAUUGACAUAUUCAUCAAGUCGUGAACGUGCGUGCGUUUGGGUAGACAAUUUUGUUGUCAUUGGUUUGCAAGAAAUGAAGCAGCUUCAAUUAUUUGAUAUAAAUAAAGAAUCGCUUAAAUACAAUAAAACAGAAAACGUGUCUUCACAACCAUGGCCUUUAAAAAAGGUAGAUGAUUCAAGAUUUGCUGUUUGUUACCGACAAAACAACACUAUUGAGAUAAUGAAGAUCAGUAAAGGGACAUUUGAAACACUAAAUACAUUCAGUACUGACACUGCGGUCUGGGAUAUUUCGUACAACAAAUUACAACGCCAAAUUAUAGGUUUUUCAAGAUCUGGGACUAUUGAUGUGUUCCAACUUGAUGGUACUAAAUCUGGCUCUGUCCCAUUACGAUCUGAAAUGUGUAAUGUUGUGAAGUAUGCGUACGGAAUUUGUUUUGAUACAGGCACUAACUUGCUGUACAUAUCUAGCUAUGGUCGGCAUAAAGUGGUGGCUGUGAAGUUAGAUGGUACAUUAGUUUUCGAAUACACUCACCAACAUUUACAUUAUCCUUGGCAACCAGACAUCGAUGCCGAAGGAAACAUUUAUAUACCGUGUGUUGGAGGGAUACAUCAGAUUGAUAGAAAUGGAAAACUCCUACGUGAAAUAAAGUUUCCUGGGAACGGACUUUGUGUUUGCUUUGAUAACAGUAAGACCAAUUUCAUAGUGUCUCAUAACACUCCUAGUGGUAUCCGAAUGUACAAUUUGAAAUAACAUGUACAUGUAUCUUUAUGACACAAGAACAUUUCAUUCGAUGACAAUCGUCUAUCAUUUAUUAUCAUGAAUUAUUGAUGGAGGAACAGCUAGAAAUCUCUUGUUUGAAAUGGCGGAUGGUGCUUUCUUUAAUUUUAUCGUUUAUCAGAAUUAUUGGGUUGUGAAAGAAGGAAGUACAAAAUUUAUUGCAUUUUUUAACCUCUUCUGACUUUAACAGUAUCGCAACAAAUGAAAGUUGCUAGCUUUUUAAAAGUUUUAAUAAAAUUGAUAUGGA
Messenger RNA from Mercenaria mercenaria, 2248 nucleotides. Its product is annotated as E3 ubiquitin-protein ligase TRIM71-like. The record is from RefSeq and is a predicted model, not a curated record. The transcript has a single exon. NCBI's taxonomy places the organism in Eukaryota, Metazoa, Mollusca, Bivalvia, Venerida, Veneridae. Bases 1 to 1974 code for a protein of 657 amino acids. Gene Ontology annotation, molecular function: zinc ion binding.